CAAAUUCGAUGGAUAAUCCCUGCCGGUUACGUGCAUUUCAGUAGCAGUGAAGGCAAAGCAAUCAGAAUUAUGAGUUUUACAUGCUAAUGCUUGUAUUUACUUCUCUUUUUAAUAUGUCAUUUUAGAUCUGUGCUGCGCUGAAAGCAUUGUACUUAAAGAAACGUGAUGAUUGACGACUUCGAAACUCAUUCGAUCCGAUCUAGUGGAGACCUGUGGUCUGAGAUCUGCUCAAGUCUGCCAGAGCCUCAGGAACAGGAUGGUGGACAAUUUACAGAUUCAUUUGAGCCUUCAUCUCCAGGAAACCCACAGACAGACUCCCCCAGAGUUGCUUCUUUCAGCCCCUGGGAGCCAAUGGCUGACUCUGAGGUUUACAUUGCCAGUUUAGAAAAUAGAUUGAAGAGGAUCAAGGGACAAUCAAAUGAAGUAACAUCAAGGGAAAUGCUCCGUUCCUUGUCCCAGGCUAAAAAGGAAUGCUGGGAUAGAUUCCUCCAUGAUGCCCAAACCUCAGAACUGUUCCAAGAAGGAAACUUCGAUCAGAGUGCUUUGGAGCAGUUUAAGCGCUGGAUGUCUCCAGAAAGGGUGGCCAUCAAUGCAGAAGAGCUGGAGUAUCUUCUUUUGCCCACACAGAACAGUGAGGCUCUUGCUAGCCCAACCCAAACUGAAAAGCCAUGUGAGGAGGAAGAGUGCCCCAGCCCAGAGAAAUAACCAUAUCACAGCGAUAAACCUGUUUGCUGUACUGACCAGCAGUGUUAAGAGUAAAUGGGGUCGUGUUGUGGAAAGCAACGAAAUAUUAUGAUCCAUUUAACGGGAUCAUUUGCUUCACAGAGAUAAAUGAAGGUGUCUUUGGUUGUGUGUCUCUCAAUCCAGUUUUCAAUUCAAGGUGCAUUAUUGUAUCCUCAUAUUGAAAGAAAUACGAGUAAUAAAAAAAAUUGAAAUCUCUUUAUUGGAGACAUUUCAGAAGUACAUGUAUAUUCUGAACAAAGAAAAAAAAAACAGCCAGAAGAACUUCACUACAUUAUCAUGAAACAUUCCAUUUAUGUAUCAUUAAAUGAAUUUCAUUAUUUACUUGUGAAUUUUUUGCUAUUUACUCCUUUCCUGUAGUAUUGAAACUGAUGCUGUUAUACACUAAUCCAUACCCAAACAUUACAUUUAUAAACUAUUUCAUUAUGUAUGAAUUGAUAAUCUAAUUACUGUCAGGUGAACAUUCUCCUAAAUUCAAAUGUGUAGGUCAUGGACUAAAUUAAACAUUAGUAGAGAAUGUUGUGUAAUAUGGCCAUUGUUUCUAAUCAUGUUAGUAACUGUUCGUUUUAUUCAAAAAGGAUAAUAAAAACUAUGAAGGAGCCAUAA
This is a messenger RNA of Ctenopharyngodon idella (grass carp), 1347 nucleotides long. RefSeq names its product coiled-coil domain containing 32 (gene ccdc32). NCBI's taxonomy places the organism in Eukaryota, Metazoa, Chordata, Actinopteri, Cypriniformes, Xenocyprididae. The record is from RefSeq and is a predicted model, not a curated record. Gene Ontology annotation, biological process: cilium organization. The transcript is spliced from 4 exons. The coding region runs from base 166 to 705 and encodes 179 amino acids.